Molecule: messenger RNA, 10310 nt
Organism: Mugil cephalus (flathead mullet)
Lineage: Eukaryota; Metazoa; Chordata; Actinopteri; Mugiliformes; Mugilidae
Gene: zc3h12b
Product: zinc finger CCCH-type containing 12B
Exons: 6
Coding region: 749-3268 (839 amino acids)
Cellular component (GO): nucleus; cytoplasmic ribonucleoprotein granule
Molecular function (GO): metal ion binding; mRNA binding; RNA endonuclease activity
Source: RefSeq, a predicted model, not a curated record
CGAGCACCGUUCCAAGUCUGCGGCGGUGGACGGCGGCGGUGUGCGUGCACGACACGUAAAGAUUCGUAAAAUGCUGCUGUCGUUUCAGCCACGUCUGGGUUAUGAAAUGGUCGUCAACUUUAUCUUAAGUUGCUGUAGUGUUCCGUAAAAAUGUUAGCAGCGCACGCUCAGCUACCGAAGCUAACCGACGCUAGCAGCCAGACGUUGGAGUCAGCCUGGACGGACGGUCGCUAACUAGCGCCGUGCUGCCGUCAAACACAUACAGACCGGGGUUGCCUGACAAGCCUGUCGGUUAGCGGUAGCUCGCAGUUACCGUUAUACGUCUGCUUCCUAGCCGCUGAUCAGCGCGGUUAACCCAGCUUGGUGGACAAAUUUAUGUAGCUAAAAUGUUGUCUCACCAGCUGCUUUUUAGGGAUAUAUUUUAUACUACCUUGCUAGCGUGUGCUAACCACAACUCUCGGCCUAACUAAGGCUGUCAAAGCAGUUCACCCUCCCUGAACAAAUUCAGUCACAAAGGAGAGGUCGUGUGGUGUAGUGACGAUUUAACGCUAUUCGGAAAAGUGUAAUGAUUACAUAAUUUGAUAAUUUGGCUGCUCACAUAGGGGACGACCAUAUUACUUUGGCCCUACGCAAAGACCCUGCAGUGCUGAAGUCCAAAACUGAGUAUGAUUCCCUGGUUGCGGUGGAGGUGAGGAAGCAUGGGGUGGAAUUUUGAGGUGUCAAGACGAACAUGAUGACAGCAUGAUCCAUGGUGGAGAAGCUCAAAAUGGAAAAACGCCCAUGCAGGGAGGAGAACAUUGACUCAAGCGAGGCCCAGCAUGCCACUGACGAGUCUGAGGAUGGAAGCAGCUCAGAAAGCGAAUCAGAGGAUCAGCAACAUCAGAGGGUUCAGGUGAACAGUGGCUGCAGGAGAAGGGAGCCCUUGGCUGUGACGAAACCUCACCGACAACUCUGUCGCUCUCCAUGCCUUGACCGGCCCAGUUUUUCCCAGAGUAGCACCGUGCAAGAUUUUCGUGAGGAUGACACCAGCACAGCACCAGGGAUCAAGCUUGCCAGUGACAGAGACUACCAGACAAAGAUGGAAUUUGCUUUGAAGCUGGGCUAUUCGGGAGAGCAGGUGGAGACGGUGCUCCACAAGUUGGGGGCGACUGCACUUAUUAACGACAUACUUGCCGAGUUAGUACGACUUGGGAACAAAGUCGAGUCUGAAAUUCAACCUUGCAGUAGUACAGCCACGUCAAUAUCAAGACCCCCCUGUGUUAAAGAGACUGUUAGUCCAGAAGUGUCAGUGGAAGAUGAAUCUGUAGAUACCUUUGAUAACCUCAGGCCCAUUGUGAUUGAUGGCUCAAAUGUGGCAAUGAGCCAUGGAAAUAAGGAGGUAUUCUCUUGCCGUGGUAUCCAGCUUGCUGUUGAAUGGUUUGUGGAGAAAGGACACAAAGACAUCACUGUGUUUGUCCCAGCCUGGAGAAAGGAGCAGUCAAGACCUGACGCCCUCAUCACAGAUCAAGAAAUAUUACGCAAGCUGGAGAAAGAGAAGGUCCUGGUUUUCACCCCGUCUCGGAGAGUUCAAGGCCGGAGAGUGGUGUGCUAUGAUGAUCGCUUCAUAGUGAAGCUGGCUUAUGAUUCUGAUGGAAUUAUUGUGUCAAAUGACAACUACAGGGACUUGCAAAAUGAGAAGCCAGAGUGGAAGAAGUUCAUAGAAGAGCGUCUCCUUAUGUACUCAUUUGUCAAUGACAAGUUUAUGCCGCCUGACGAUCCAUUAGGAAGACACGGCCCAAGCUUAGAAAACUUUCUCCGCAAGCGGCCUGUUGUUCCAGAGCACAAAAAGCAACCUUGCCCCUAUGGGAAAAAGUGCACAUAUGGACAUAAGUGUAAGUACUAUCAUCCGGAGCGCGUCAACCAGCCACAGCGGUCCGUGGCUGAUGAACUACGGGCCUUUGCCAAAUUGUCUGCUGUGAAAACAAUGAGUGAGGGGGCUUUGGCUAAAUGUGGCACUGGUCCCGCAACUGUAAAGGGGGACAUUAACUCUGAGGCUAAGCGUGUGGCACCCAAACGUCAGUCUGACCCCAGCAUUCGUUCAGUGGCCUGUGAACCUCCAGAGGCACUGUCUGUCGCUAGGAAGUCUGAGACAAAUUCAGUGCCUUCCCUUGUGUCUGCUCUCAGUGUGCCCACCAUGCAGCCUGUAAAGAGCCACGCAGCGGGGGCCUUGAACACACGAUCAGCCAGCAGCCCAGUGCCAGGUUCUCUGCAGUUCUCUCAUAGUUCUCUGGAGCACAUGUCCAGUGUACAGUACCCUCCUAUUUUAGUUACUAAUAGUCAUGGCGCCUCUGUAACAUACAGUGAACAGUUCCCAAAGUAUGACUCAGUUAGUGACCAUGGAUAUUAUUCAUUGCACAGUGAUUUUUCAAAUAUGAGCAUGAGCAGCAUGCAUAAUGUUGACAGUUUCUGUAGCAUGGAGCACGAGCAUGUGUAUCAGAGAAAUCCCAGCCACUGCCCUGAGUCCUGUCUCAGCCACUCAAACAGUGACUCAUUCUCCUCGUAUGGGGACCUGUACCCAAGCUCUGUUGACAGUAGCUUAGAGGAGAGCAUGAAGGUGCAGCAGCAGUCUUCUGCACAGGGUAGGAUGCAGGCUUUCUCCCACGGGUUUCGUCACGAAGCGCUGAGCAGAGUACAGAGUUAUGGACCAGAGGAGCCGAAGCAAGUCCCCCGUAAGCAGUCUGGACCUCACCUAGCACCACAUGUCCAGCAUGCUGCAGUGGGAGCCAGGUCCAGCUGUCCUGGAGACUACCCCCUGACUCAGAAUGUCCUCCCACCUUUGUCAUCCCAACCCAUGCGGUCUCUAGGUAUGACUCGAAUGGACAGCAUAUCGGAUUCAAGGUUAUACGAUAGCAACCCAAUGAGACAGAGGCGACCUCCACUGUGCCGUGAGCAGCAUGCAAGCUGGGACCCUCUGCCUUGUGGUAAUGAGUCCUAUGGAUAUCAUUCAUAUCCACUGAGUAACAGCCUGAUGCCAUGUUGUGAGCGGGUGAUGGUCCGCAGCAUGCCAGACAAAAUGGAACAAAUCUGGAACUCUCCAUGGGAGACCCCAUCUGCAGCUGAACACCAAGAGCGGUAUGUUAUUCCAGACCACCAGUAUCAAACAUAUAGGAACCUUUGUAACAUAUUUCCUGCUUACGUAGUCCACUCAGUAAUGGAGAAGAACCCUCAUUUGACAGAUCCACAACAACUUGCCGCUGUCAUUGUCACAAAACUGAGGUCCUGCCACUGAGCAGUUUAUUAUAAUGAAACAAUUGAACGUGAUGUGAUGAGGGAUUAAGAAGCUUAAUUGCAAAGAUAGGCACUUGUUAAAUGUUGCUGCAUAUGCAACAUCUGCCCUCAGGAGUUAAUCAUUUCGUCUUGGGUGGGAAAUCUGGCUAUCAGAUUUUGCAUCACUAAGCUAAUAUAGAAAUAAUCACCAUAAUUGAAGUUUUUAUAUGGAGUGUGGUGCAGCUAUAUGAUAUAAAGCAACACCUUAUUAGAAAUCUGGUUCAUAACACAUUCAUGCUACCUGUGCAAGAGCAGAAUUUGUUCAACAAUACAGUCCUUAUCCAGACUGGAAAAUGUUCCUUAAAUCAAUUCUGAAUUAUGUGCAAGCAGUUUAAAUUGAUUGGAUGUUUAUAAGGUGUACAUGGAACCCAAAUAAAGUUUAGUAUUAAAUUAACACUUUACAAAAUAAAACAGUUCAAUACAUUCAGUACAUUCAUUUAACAUUUAAAUACAGUAAUGUUAAAAUAACUAAUACAUAAUGAAAACCUAACUCAUUUUAAUUUCACUCUUUGUUUCUUUUAAGUCAUUACUGUCGAUGUCUUGUACAUCUGAUAUAAUAGAAGAAUCUGAUCAUCUCGCUUCUCCAUUGGCAGCCAUUUUGUUGUAAAAAAAUAAGCUCAACAGCUCUCAGGUGUAUGACUAUUUUGCUGUUACUAUUCUGAUUAUGGCCACAUAAAGCCGGACUAAACCAUUGGAUUGGCAGAUCUUUUCUGGGCACAAUGAAUCUGGAGCGAGCAGGAGUCCAGACUGAAAUUCCCCACCAAGAUUUUGUGGGCGGGCGGACAUAAGCCCAGCUUCCAGGCUAGGACAUUUAUCAUGCUCUCAACUUUGAUCUUUACCUAGUAAGCUGAAGCUCCACCGCUACGUUUGUCCCUUUAGCACUUGUUAGCUAGAGCCUCGGUGUAAUUUAAGGACCUGCAACUGUUACAAACACAGACUAAGAGACUAACAUUUCUUUUUGUUAAUUUAGCUGUAAAGGGCUGCAUAAGCUGGCGAUAAGCUUAGCAGUGUUGUGAGUUCAGUGUAUUACUCAGAACAAAGUGAAGAGACAGUGUUUAUGGCAGUAAAUACCAUUCACUGUUAUCUCUCGUGAUGUUCCUCCAAGAAAGACACGCACCUCAUUUAUUUGUUAUUCACACCAACAGGAUUGAUAAUGCUGCUCAUUUUGGCGCUUCUGAGCUUGGAUGUGGGUCCAUCUAGUUAAUUAGCAUAAGAAUCCUUGCUAAGCUAUGCCUUAAAAGCUUAAGAAGUAAGUAGUUAGCUUGUCUGUUUGGUGUGCUUACUUAGCAACAGCCCAAGUGAUAGCUUUGGUUUUGCUGGUGCUCUAGCUAACAGACGCUGAACGACUGUAUUUGCUUGCAGUUAUUAAGCCUAUUGGAUGUAAGUUGACUGAAAGCCAUGGACGGAGUGACAAAACCACUGUCAUGAAAAGUCACACUAUAAAACUAACCGGAUUAAAAGCAUCACUGGCAAAAUGCAUGUAUUAGAACAUCUGACAAAUUAAUAGGGUACACAAAACUGUCAUUUCAAGGAAAUCACAUUUCAUAAUGCGUUAUAAUGAUGGUGAUUGUUUUCAUAAUAUUAUAUAUUUCAUUCAUUUAAUGUUGAUCAUUGGUUCUACAGUUUUGAUGGCCAGUGGGUUAAUCAUCGUAUUAAACCUAAUCCAAUCCUAAUUAACAUAGCUAGUUAGUGUAAUUGUGAGUCAGUGUGAUUGAGUAAGCAAUUAAGCUACAUAGCAACACAGUGAAGAUGGGAAGUAAUAAUCAACAAUGUCUCCCACAUUUGCCUUAUUAGAUUUGACAUAAGAACAUUUGUACACCAUGUAGCUUUUGCGAAGAUCUUGCUCAGGCCCUGUGAAUGUGUUAUGAAAAGCAUCUGAAGAGUUUCUGGUGGAGUGGAAGUAUAAAUAACCUUGCAUAGGCCUGCCUCUACUGUAAAUAGUUCUUGUGUUUUUUUGUGCAUUUGUUUUGAAGAUGAGUAAAGGGGAGGUAGGUGUAUACCUCACAGCAUGAACUAUGACAUUUUAUGGCCUUAUAUCUGAAUGACCUCACGCUUUAGUCAUUGUCUGAUUGGUUUCAGUGAAAGUCUUUGUCAUUGAAGCCUCCUACUUUCAAAUGUAAAGCACUAUCUCAGUAUCUAAAGAGAUAUAUUUUCUCAGCCUCACUUAACAAAGCUACUAUUUUGGUAGAAUUUGACAGUGCACAAAGCAAGCCAAACAAGAGAUUUGACUUGUAUACAGGUGCACAUAUUUAUGUACAUAUAAUCACACAAAAGCCAUUAUUUCAAAGUCAUUUAUAAGCUGCUAAAUAAUGCCAAAAAAGACAGAAUUUAUAUCGUGUCUGUAUUCUACAUAACAUUACCUUUUUCGGUUCACAGGAUCAAUUUAAUUACAGCAUAAAGUAACAUCCGUGUUUGGAUAAUUUCCUAUUGUGUACUAUAUAGCUACCUUUCUGAUUUUAUUGGGUGCCACAUCCAGGGUUUUCCUAAUUAUAUAUUUGUCAAAUCUGUUGUGCCACUUAUUUUUAGCGUGGAAGUAUUCAAAGUAUCUUUGUUUCAAACAGUAGCUCUAAUGGACUCCUUCAAGUUGUCAGUAGAGCCGGUUAAUUAAGUUUCACACUACCUUUACAUGCACUUGAGUAUUGAAGAUAACUAGCUUAUGCUGAUUACUGACACAUAAUUGAAAAUAAUUGUUUCCUUUAUCAGUUUUAAGGCAUUGGGCAUUAAUGUGCAUGGCAGAAACCCAGGAAAGCGAAGGUACCUUCGCUGUGGUAGCAAUUUAGCAGAAAUGCAAUAUUGCUACACCUAAAGUAAUUACAUCCAAAGGUCCUAUGAUCAACAAACAUAUUGAUUUCCCUACUUUAGACAUAAGUAGAUUAGUUUAUUAAAUAGAGUCUAAUUCCAGCAGUAAUGAAUUUGUGAAAUUGAAAGACAUACAUACAGUAUUAUAUGCCAUCCAGCAUUAGUCCGAAUUUGUUUAUAACAAAUAAGAUCCACUUAAAACAUGACAAAGCUGACAUGACAAAACUGUUUAGGAGUUUUUGUUACAACUGUGUGUUAAUUGUGGUUUUAGAAGAGCAUUUUACAAAAAAAUAAGGUUAUCAGAUGCAAUGCCUUAACCCCAUUUCUGACAGUUACAUGGUUUCUAAUGUGCAUGUAAAUGUGGUGAAACUUUCAGAAAUUGUUAAGUGGGGACAAGUCGUAAGAGUUUACUGCUAGUGAUGGAAACCAUUAAAUGCUUGCACAAGGAAUUCUUUACCAGACUGUAUAUUUAAUGUUGCAUUUGUCAGAGUCUGGCUGUAACAGUUAGGCCUCUGAGUGAGUUAAAUAUAUCUUGAUAUGUUGUAGAGUAUUAGGUUUCUUCAUUUAAAAAAAAAAAAAAAAAACUAAGUGAAUGCUAGGAAGCAUGUUGGAGAUGAUAUUUCCAGUGUGGCUUUUUGUGGGAGGCCGGACUGCUGACAUACACAUGCAUAGUAUGCAUACAUGCAGCCAGUCUCCAAGGAUCAUGGAAGGAUUUGGCUGUGCCUUGCAGCACAUUGCUCUCAGGAUGCUUUCUGUUUUCUAAUUUUAAGUAUUUUUCCUGCCGAAAACCAGUGGUUAUUGGCAAGAGUGUACUCUGAUCUAGUAGUGAUAUAUUUUGUGAAAACCCUACAUGUAACAUGUAGUACCUUAAAGUCACUUAUGUACAGUUGAAACAUGGAGAUGGUGUUGCAGACCUUUGUACUUUUUGUGUAUAUCCUCUUUAUGCACCUUGGGAUCUAGAAUAGUGGGCUGACAGGGUGGAUUUAUGUGGUGCAACUUCAGUCGAAUGAAAAUGUGUUGGUUGUCUGUGAGGGUGCAUUUAAAAACCAUCUUCUGAGCAGAAGACAAUUCUAACAAGUGAUCCUUAAAUACCUCCCAUUAGUGGGCCUAAGAAUGCUAAUGUCUGUUAAUGGGUAUUAACCAUGAAGUUUGGUGUUGCCCCAGAUUAUCGAAACAAACCUAUUACUUAACACUUAAAGGAUUUCUCUGAUACUGUUUCUAACUCGCCCUCUGGACAAAGCGCUGGAUUAACCAUUAAGCCUACAGUUGUACAAGUUGUACCAUGUAAAGCCAACCCCUACAGCAAAACCAUGCUUCGAGUGCAUAUAAAGGGAAAUGCCACUUAUUUUCAGAAUUCAGGAAUGGUUAUGAUAGACCAGCUAUGAAAUUGCAUGAAUGAACAUUACAAAUUUGCAGCAUAGUAUCACCUAAGAUUGUUUGUUUGUUAAUAUCAAAUAACCUUACUAUAAGUGGAAUAACAAAAAAUACAUUAAGGGACAUCACAUUACAUGAGGGAAAAUUUAUUGGUUAGGAAAGGGUUCAUACUAACACUGAAUUUAGAACUGAGUGGUAUUACUCUUUAACAGGGCUAAUUCUGCAAGCCUGACUUUGUCUCAUUGGUGGUGCUUUCAGAAUAUAUAUUUCUUUAUAAUGUUUAGGUACUACCGUGAUCUAUGACCAGAUAUAAAGAAGAAAAAAAAAAUGAAAAAAAAAUGUUGAAUGUGUUUUUGCCCAAAUGAAUUUUGGGCUUUGCUGACUUUGUUUUUUCAUGAAAAAAGACGAGGCCACCUUAGGCUGGCUGUCUGUUCAUGAGAAGGUGAAACAAACCGCCUAAAUGUUUCUUCAUGUGAAACAAUCAGAUUGCAAGGCUGCUGUCAAGGUUGUUUCUGGCAUUUGGCUAAACGUUUGCGUGCAAUCCUUUUCCUCGACAUGGUUGAACUGUCGUAAAAUAGAAAAAUUAAAACCAUCAAUGCUUAAAACCUAAAUGCUGUCAGUGCUAAAAGAAAUAAAAUCAACACUGUUGCUCAUUGUGAGACCAAACUGAGGUCACAAGCAUUUUGGCUUUAAUGUAAUAAAAUGUUUCUUAGUGAUGUUGAGAUUCUUGUUUAAUCUGAACUCUGAAGUAGUCUAUUGCCCUGAUGAACUGUGUGUUUGGGAAUUUUGAGGUUUAUGCUAAAAUCAUGCUAGAAAUGAUAUUUUUCCAUCUAAUAGUAAAUCAGUGGGCACAGUGAGUGGCAUUCAUAGAUGUAUAAGGCAGCUAAAACAGUUUGUGACAGACUAAACAUGUGGACUGUAAUUUACAGGACAUAAAAUAAAUGUUAAAUCAGUUUAGAUUUUGGCAGAUCUAAGUGGAAUCCCAUUAGUUUAUGGUUUCUUAAAGAGGAUCUCACUUUUUCAUUCUAAUUUUGGAUUUUGCUCACUAGCUUGUGUGUUUCCAGCACAGUGUUGGCUUCAAUUCAAAGUAAACAAAAGAGAAUAGAAAUGUAGGAGCAUUGUAUUUAUUAUUGAUUGUUUAUUACAGACAAAGUGUUCUCCAGGGAAUAGACUACUUCCCCAACCAAAACAAAACAAAAAAAAACUUCUAUGGCUACGAAGGACUUCUGAUGUGCCAAUCCAGUAUUUUACUGGUUUGUCAGAUUGUUAAACUAAAGGCCAGGAUAGUGGUUCAUAGUCCCCUCCCUCUCUUUCUAAGUGCCGCAAACAACUAAGCCACAAAUGUCUAGAAUUGACUUUUGCUUGUUGAUACAAAUUGUAUCUAUACCUUGAAUGUAACAAAAUAUGAAAUGUAUAAUAUGAAUAUAAUAGUUUUAUUUAAAUAAAGGGGGGGAAAACAAUGCCAUAAUGUUUGUGACACUGUGUGUCACUGGGAGUAGCCCAUUGGUAUGUACUAACUCUUACUGGGUACAGUAGUUAAUUUACAGGGACAUUUACGUGCUACUUAAAGGUGCACAGAUACCCUGUGUACAGCAGUAAUCAUGUCCUCUCUGUACAUAGUCACACGUGUGUGUGUAUAUAUAUAUAUAUAUAUAUAAAAAGAGAUCUGUAAAUGUAAGUUACUUAAGUUGUUGAAAUACUUCAGAUGAGUUCUGUGUUGUAACUCGUGCACUUCGUUUAAGUGCAUCGAUUUCCUCUCAACCGACAUGUCUGCUUUAUGCUAUUUUAAUGGGAAUUUCAAGUUUUUUGGAUAUAUUUUGCCUAAUAAAACAUGCCAAAGUUAUUCUUUGGCGGCUUCAGCACACGGGUUGUCAUGCAAUGACCUCUGUUUGUCUGAGGGCAGAGGAUGUUGGUCUCUUUCUCACUGUAAGCUGUGAGAGCAACUUAACAUCAAACACAAAUGAAGGGACUAGCCUGGAGGUUAAAAAAAAAAUGCACACAGGAACAACAGUCAUUGGCUGAACUCCUGCUUUCAGAUGAUGCUUCACAUGACUGGCAAGACAGGCUGCAGUAACAUAAUGUACUGAGUGGAUGGUAAACUCAGGGCCAGUUCUCAUCCGGAUUUGUGUUUCAUGUUGACUGCUGUUUAAAAAUGCUGAUGCUUCUUGAGACUGGCAUUAAUUGGAAUGUUUGGCUGUUGAUUUAAUGACUAACCCUCCAUGUUGAAUUGUGUUUUCUUGGAGUAUUGAAUUAUUCACCAAUUGUAAUUUAAUACUUUUGCUAUCUGAUGCCAGCUAUUAUUAGACUUGUGCUAUUUUCAAGACUGAUAUUAUAUUGAGUUCAGAAUCAGUUGUUGUUGGCUAAGACCAAGACCAAAGUGAUUUUGAUGUGUACACAUUACGUCUUGCAGUUUGUGCUACUGUGGAUUUGCUGGUGUACAAAAUGCCACAAGAAGAGGCACACACAUUUAAACAUGACUGUACAUAAUACAGUAUACCGUGUAAUACUCAGGUUAAGUCACACAAACAUUUUAAAUCACAGACUUGGUUGUUUUCUAAUAUUGAGAAAUGCAGUGGUCACCUUUCUAAAGUGUAGGUCUCCUGUUUGAAUAGACCAUUGUAUCUGCAAUGUAAAAAGGGAAAUAUAAAGCAAGUUUUUUUGUGUGUGUUGUGAUGAUCUGCAGUAUUGUAAUCCACAUGGACUGGAAAGCAUUGCUUUUAUAGACCAAAAUAUACAAAAAUAGACUAUUUGGGUCUGUGGACUCAAACAAAAUGUAAGUCUUAAUGACAAACUGUGUUUCUCUCCCUAAAUAAAGUAUAAUUCUGUUCAAA